AUGAAGGUAACCAACUCGUCGACGGAGCGUCGUACUGCGUCCGAGUACCAGAGUGGUAGCAUAUUUCGCGGCUGUUCCGUCGAAAGCGGAGCUGUGGUACCGAUGGCGCCAUCGAAGCUAAACUAUCGCAUUUCCGUGCUGACGUUCUUCGCGAAGGCACACCCGAACGAUGAGUGCUGCGGUACGAACGGGUUACCACUGACGCCCAACUCGAUCGGUAUUUUUGGUCGUGCCCAGUUAUUGAAAUCCGAUGCACUCCGGCACGAGAAUCUAUGCACCUACCUCGAUGCGAUUCGGGGCAAGCACGAACGGACAAUAAUCGUUCAGGAAUACGUUGGUUGCCCUCUGUCGGAAACAUUCAUCGGCGAGAACAAUAAGCAGGAGACGUUGUUGCGUAUCGGGUACCAGGUGUUGAGCGCACUAGCUCAUCUCAACCAGUGCGGGUUAGUGUGCCGUAAUCUGGAUCCGAGCAACGUGAUGGUGAGCCGGGACUUUAGUGUAAAGUUGUACAACUACGGGCUUUAUCACAUGACGUGCGGCGGUCGGUACGUGUCAUUUCCGAUUGGAAAUGUACGGUACCUCGCACCGGAGGUACUGCUGGGCAGCCGGGAAAACGUGAAGAGCGAUGUAUGGAGUUUAGGCAUUGUACUGGCAGAGCUAGCACUUGGAUGUACGCUCUGGGAGUCGCUCAAGCUAUCCCAGAUCAUGCGGAAGGUGCUCAGCCUCGUCAACACGCAGAAUGUGUUCGAGAAGAUUGCACGCGAACACAACAGGCUAGAGGUGUACGAAGCGAUGGACGCUGGACUAAGACGAAUCGUGGAGGAAUGCCUCACCAUUUCGCCACGAAAGCGUCCCCUAGCAAAAGAAGCACUUGAUGAUCCGGUGUUUGAUUUUGUGCGGCUUUGCAGUUCGCCAACCGCCGACAGCAGUGGUUUAACGUUGGUCGAGAAGCAUCUAUCCCUUAGCCAGAUCUACUAUCUUUGGCAGUUGGCCGGUGGAGAUGUACAGCAGGAACUGAAAAAGGAAGGCCUCAUCAAGAGUGAGGCACCAAUACUUUCUUUACCGAAUUUGGUGAUGCUCAAUGGUAAAUCAAUCUCCCCACCGAAGAGUCAAAGCUUCCUGCACGACAAUCGUAUCAUUUUCCUUAACUUCAACACACUCCUGGAGCGGCUAUCCGCCAUCCCGGAGGAGGAUUACCUACCGCUGAUCUACAACACCGACGCCUACCUCGAAUCACCUAUAUUUAAAACCGAACUGCCGCUUGUCAUUCGUGAGCGGGACAUGAUUUAUCAGUUCCAUCGGAUCGUAUUGCUUAACACGCUGCUGCAAGGCUACCCAUACACGCACGAUCUGUUGCGCUCAUUUGCCGCUAAAGAUAUACCUCCGCUGUUCCGGGGUCAGGUUUGGGCCUGCCUGCUCGGUGUGGUCGAGAAUGGGAUGUACGAGCGGCUGGACAAAUGCAGUCCAACGCACACCGAUCGCCAGAUAGAGGUAGACAUACCGCGAUGCCAUCAGUAUAACGAGCUGCUGUCCGCACCGGAAGGACACGCGAAGCUUAAGCGCCUGCUAAAGGCGUGGGUAUCCGCACAUCCGCAAUACGUUUACUGGCAGGGUCUAGACUCGCUGACCGCACCGUUCCUGUACCUGAACUUCAACAACGAGGAACGUGCGUUUCUUAGCCUGUACAAGUUCAUCCCAAAGUAUCUGCAUCUAUUCUUCCUGAAGGACAACUCGUCGAUCAUUAAAGAGUAUCUGGUGAAGUUCUUUCAGUUGAUAUUCUUCCACGAGCCGGCACUCGCCAAACACCUUCACGGCAUCAACUUCAUACCAGAGUUGUACGCGAUUCCGUGGUUUUUAACAAUGUUUAGCCACGUUUUUCCGCUGCAUAAAAUAUUCCAUCUUUGGGACAAGUUGAUACUGGGCGACAAUUCCUAUCCACUCUUUAUCGGCAUUGCGAUACUGAAGCAGCUCAAGAGCACACUGCUAAAAUCAGGCUUCAACGAAUGCAUCCUGCUGUUUAGCGAUCUGCCCGACAUUGUGAUCGAAUCGUGCGUCAAUGACUCCGAAACCAUGUAUCAGUUCACACCGAAAAGCAUCACGUAUCGGAAGUAUGCCCUGCACGAGGAAGGCCCGGAAGAGUUUGAUCUUAACUACACAGAGGACGAUCUACGUGAGGUGCAGGCGGAGCUACAUCCACGCAUCAGCGUGUACGAUCUGAUACGGUUGUUGCGUGAUCGGCCCGCCAGUACCGCCAUCCUCGACAUUCGCAGCAGUCUCGACUAUCGGAAGGUAGCGAUCGAGAACAGCAUCAACAUACCGUUCAGCUCCGUCUCGCUGAAGGAACCCCGACUCGAUGCGCUGAAUGUACCACGGCUGGAGGCGUACCUCCGCCGCCAGCCGGUAAUAACGAUUAUCGUAAGUGUGUCGCACGAAAAUGCGAUGUUGUUUGCGAAGUUUCUGGUGGACAGUGACGUACCGUAUGUGGCUGUACUGCAUCGGGGCUUUGAGGCGAUCUAUCGGACGGACGACAAAUUAAUAUUGCAAACGUUUGAUUACAUCAACACACUCGCCAAACAUCUAACACCGAUCGCAUCGUUCACCGAGUGA
This is a messenger RNA of Anopheles marshallii, 2607 nucleotides long. RefSeq names its product TBC domain-containing protein kinase-like protein. NCBI's taxonomy places the organism in Eukaryota, Metazoa, Arthropoda, Insecta, Diptera, Culicidae. The transcript has 5 exons. Gene Ontology annotation, biological process: activation of GTPase activity; protein phosphorylation. Gene Ontology annotation, molecular function: ATP binding; protein kinase activity; GTPase activator activity. The coding region runs from base 1 to 2607 and encodes 868 amino acids. The record is from RefSeq and is a predicted model, not a curated record.